Molecule: messenger RNA, 1293 nt
Organism: Penicillium griseofulvum
Lineage: Eukaryota; Fungi; Ascomycota; Eurotiomycetes; Eurotiales; Aspergillaceae
Product: putative salicylate hydroxylase
Exons: 7
Coding region: 1-1293 (430 amino acids)
Biological process (GO): secondary metabolite biosynthetic process
Molecular function (GO): FAD binding; monooxygenase activity
Source: RefSeq, a predicted model, not a curated record
AUGAAGGUCCCAAUGGCAAAUGUGCCUUUAGAGGUGAUAGUUGUCGGUGCUGGCAUCGGCGGUAUGGCGGCAGCUCUUACAUUAGGUCUGCGAGGGCACCGUGUCAUUGUCCUUGAAGCUGCACCAAAAAUCAUGGAAGUGGGAGCUGGUAUCCAAGUGUCUCCAAACAUGAUGCGUCUAUUCGAGCGAUGGGGCGUCUCGGACCUAAUUCACGCCCAAGACGUAGCUCUCGAGCACAUCCAAGUCCGAAGAUGGGAUAAUGGCAACCUCCUCGCCACAAUGCCAGUGAAUAAGACAUUCGGCCAACAAGUUGUUAUUCACCGCGCAGACCUCCACAAUGCUAUCAUCAACAGGGCCGUAGCUCUUCCCAAUGUUGAGCUUCGUGAGAACUCAUUUGUCACAGGCGUGCAGUUCAGUCCAGCCAGCGUUACUCUAGCGAACGGCGAAGUUGUACGUGGUGACGUGGUAAUCGGUGCAGACGGCAUCAAGUCCACCAUCCGUAGCCACCUGCUUGAAGACUCGACUAUUAAAGCAGUCGCCACUGGCGACGCGGCAUACCGCAUCAUGCUACCUCGACACAUUAUGGAGAAGGAUCCUGAAUUGAAGAAGCUCAUUAACGAGCCGCUGGCGACUCGUUGGCUAGGUCCUUCGCGCCAUAUCAUCGCCUACCCUGUGCGCAAGCAUGAGCUGUACAAUGUUGUCCUGCUUCAUCCCGAUAGCCACGGUGUUGAUGAGUCUUGGACGACGCAGGGAUCCAAGCAGGCUAUGGCUGACAAUUAUGAGGGGUGGGAUAGUAGGGUGCAGAAACUUAUUGACCUGGUCGAUGAUAAUGAAGUUUUGGAGUGGAAGUUGUGUCUGCAUCGUCCGCUGAAGACAUGGGUCCGGGGAUCUGUCGCUCUGAUCGGUGAUGCGUGUCAUCCCAUGCUUCCAUAUCUUGCCCAAGGUGCUGCUCAGGCUGUUGAGGAUGCGGCCGCGCUCGGGGUCGUGUUGUCGGCUAUUUCAUCACGCGAGGAGAUCCCGAAUGCAUUGAGUGCUUAUGAAAAGUCCCGAAAAAACCGUGCUGAGACGGUGCAGCAGUCUGGAUCCGAGAAUCGUAUUACGUUACAUUUGCCAGAUGGACCUGAACAAAUUGCCCGAGAUGCGCAGUUCAAGGCUUCCGUCAGCGGAAAUAAUCCCGAUAAAUGGUCGGACCGUAGGACACAAGAGUUCCUUUGGGGUUGGGACGCAGAGAAGGCGGCAUUGGAUACUUGGAAUGAAGAUCAAGGACAAUUCAAGGCCAAUGCCAAUCUAUAG